This is a messenger RNA of Helianthus annuus (common sunflower), 1709 nucleotides long. RefSeq lists its product as uncharacterized. The transcript has a single exon. Lineage: Eukaryota; Viridiplantae; Streptophyta; Magnoliopsida; Asterales; Asteraceae. Bases 96 to 1472 code for a protein of 458 amino acids. The record is from RefSeq and is a predicted model, not a curated record.
GAGAUCAAAUCUAGAGUAACUUCCACUCUUGAUAUCUCCAUAUUCAACUCUUUCUUCUUGUUGAUACAUUCCCAGAAAAAAACCAAAACAAAACAAUGUCAUUACCCUUUUCAUCAACCAACAACAACCUCAUAAUCCACGCAUCAUCUUCACUCUUCCUCACUCUCCUCUUCACCUUCAUCAAGAUCCCAUCUUUCUUCCUCCAUGGCCUCCACACCUACAUCCACCCUGAUGACGUCACCCCUCCAAACCCCAAUUCAUCCGGAAUCAAAGCUGCAAUCAGAAGACCCAGUGACACCACCACUUCUGGUAUCAAACCCAGAAAGAAAACCCAUGAAAAGUUUGAGUUUGAUGAGAACAAAGCUCAGAUCUUUCGGCUCAAACUCACCCACAAUCACCUCCAAUCAAGACUCUAUUUUGAUCAGUUUAAUGGGGCUUUUAAUUUCACCAUUGUUGCUUGUUCUUCACUUUUGAUUCAUAACUUGUUGCCUGUAUCUAAAGAUUCCUCUGGAGUGCUUCCUAAUGGUACUUUGAUUCCAAUCUUGUUAGGGUUUAUAGGGGUUGUUAGAGUAUUAUUCAUAAUUGUUAAAGUUUCUUUUGAAAGAUCUGCUUCCAAGAGGUCGGAGAAGCAAUUGAGUGUUUUGAUUGGAUGUUUGGGUACUAUAAUUGGGUUUUUAAUUGUUCUUGAAGUUAUCCCCAAUUGGGUUUUCGAUUUCGGGUCAAAGUUUGAAUCUUUAGAUGGGUAUGCUAAAUUUUGUACUGCAAUGUUCAUGGGUUUUCUUGCUGGACUGUUGUAUGUUCCCGCCGCGAAAUUCGCUCGUGCGUAUUGGCUUGGAACCGAUCAGAUUCGAUGCAAUUUGUCGAUGAUUUAUUGCGGGUGGUUUGGGAGAAUCUUGCUUUACUUUAGCUAUUUGUUGACUGUGUUCACUUCAUUGCUGUGGAUCAAUCCGUUUGCUGAUCUUAUCGUUAACAAGAACAUUAAAAACUUCAAGGUCAAGAACGUGCAAUACGCCAAUCGUUUAACCGGAAAUGUGGGUAUGUCGAGAUCGGAUUUUGAGUUCUUCAGAUUGUGUUGUUUGCUAGCGACCGGAGUUUUGAACAUGAUAAGUUUACGGGCGAAUUUGCAAAUGUUUUUGAAUGAAGCGGUGUUAUCUUGGUACCAAAGAUUGCACGCGAGCAAGGUUCCGGAUUUGGAUUACAGUCGCGCUAAAGUGUUCUUGCAUAACCAUUAUCUGUGUCUUGCCGGGAUACAAUUCUUCUCGCCGCCUGCACUGGUACUCUUCUUUCUUGGCUUAUCGCGGAUUAAUGAUAAUGUUCUUGAUCAUUUUCCUGCUUUGUGUAAUUUGAUCCCGUGCUCUGCUUUGGUGAAAGAAAUGAGUUUGUUCAUGGGUUGGUGGGUUGUUUCGGUUUUAGGUGUUUUAGUUUCGGUGAAUCUUGCACUCUAUAGACAAGGGAUUUUGUAUGUUUCUUGAGGGUUGUAGAGUUUAACAAGUUUUGUCACAUUUUCAUUACAAGGAUAUGUAACUUUUGAUUCAUAUGUUCUACGGGUCGCGUAGUUGGAUAAAUAUAUUUUGGUAGUUUUGUCACACUUUCAUUACAAGGAUAUGUAACUUUUGAUUCAUAUGUUCUACGGGUCGUGUAGUUGGAUAAAUAUAUUUUGGUAGUUUUGUCACACUUUCAUUACAAGGAUAUGUAACUUUUGAUUCGUA